Paramisgurnus dabryanus is the source of this 1945-nucleotide messenger RNA. RefSeq names its product fibroblast growth factor 10a (gene fgf10a). NCBI's taxonomy places the organism in Eukaryota, Metazoa, Chordata, Actinopteri, Cypriniformes, Cobitidae. The record is from RefSeq and is a predicted model, not a curated record. Gene Ontology annotation, molecular function: growth factor activity.
AGAGGCAAAACACACACGCGCACGCUCGGAUCUUCAAAGCCAACCGCCUUUCAUAGUCUCCCUAUUAGCUAAAGAGAUUACAUCUGGGGCCCUGAACCAAAUAAAUAAGUUGAGAGGAGUGUCCACGCUCAUUUAUUUCAGAGGGGCAGAUCUGCUCCACCUCGGGAUCUUCUCAGCACUUCAGUGGAAGGGGAACACACUUUCAAUCAGAGAGGGGGAGAGAGACGCUCAUAGGCUCUGUUACAGAUUGAAGCGCUCCAGAGAGACACAGAAGAGAGCUGGACACAGCAGGGAUUACACGUUUUUUUCCUACUGUGGAUUCCUGUAGCUUCAUCAAGAACAGAUUUGCCGCGGGUUGUUUUGACGUUCUUCACGAGAACAUUUUCAACUCUUGUUUUCUGCUGUCCUCAUUUCCACCAUCCAAAAAAAAGGGGUUCCUUGAGCUCUCCACUGGAUUGUAUGUGGGAGAGGAGGAGUAAGGCAGAUCCCCGUAGAGGUGUUUUGAGUUAUGGAUGUUGACACAUUCCUUUCGGACACGAGGGGAACCAGAUCCAGCCCGAGCAGCGAAGGAAGCGACCGCGGUGUUUGCCACAGACCUUUGGGGCUUCACCUCCUGCCAUCAACCUUUCUCCCUUCCACUUCUUCAGCAUGUACUCUUCUGUGAGGCUUUUCCCAGUCCAACGAGCUCCAGUACAAUGUGCAGAUGGAAAGUGACUAAGGGUUCCUCAGCCUGGUUUCAUCUGUCCUUCUUCUCCCUGCUACUGCUGCUUCUGGUCCUGUGUUCGGCUCUGCCCGUGGCCUGCCAUGACACCCACAGGGCCGCGCGUGACACCAACUCCUCAUCCCCGGCCGUGGUGGGGCGGCACGUGCGCAGCUACAAUCACCUCACGGGCGACGUGCGCAAGAGGAAACUCUUCUCCUACAAGAAGUUCUUUCUCAGGAUCGAUAAAAACGGAAAAGUCAACGGCACCAAAAGCAAGGACGAUCCGUACAGUACACUCGAAAUCAAGUCUGUGGAUGUGGGCAUCGUUGCCAUCAAGGGGAUUCAAAGCAAUUACUACCUUGCAAUUAACAAGAAAGGGGUGGUCUACGGGGCGAGGGAUUUCGGCAUCGACUGCAAGCUGAUAGAGAGGAUAGAGGAGAACAGGUACAACACAUACGCCUCGGCCGAGUGGAGGAACAAAAAAAAGCCGAUGUUCGUGGGUUUGAGCGCCAACGGGAAGCCGAUGAGAGCCAAAAAGACACGGAGAAAAAAUACAGCCACACACUUUCUCCCCAUUCCAAUCGUGUAGCUAGAAACCCAGCAGAGUGGGAACAUUUAACUGCACUGAGAGAAGUCUUGCAAUUUUUUCGACAGUAUAUUGGCCGUUUGGAGCAGAUGGCAUUACGAAAACGAACUAAGAGAACAGACUGUUGUCACAUAUUUGUUUUUAAGUUAUUGGCACCAGGGAAAAAUAUAGGACAUUUUUAUAUGCCAAACCCUUUUCUAGCGAAGAAAAGGUUGGACCAAAGUUGACGGAGAGGUGUCGGACAUAACUGCCGGAAGCCUCCGGGAAUGAACUGAGACCUUGUGUGUAGUUGUGUGUGUGACCUUCGGAUGCAGUUAUUUAUACUGUACUAACUCAUACGAAACACUCUGACGCUCUCAAACUGUGUGAUACAGUGGAGUAAACGUUAUGCAAAUACUUACUGGAAGCACUUGUCCAAGGUGCAAGACUGAGAGACCGAGACGGAGACUCAGCAUCCUUCCAUCUGAAUUUAGUCAAGCUAGCACCAUAGCAUAAACAAAUCUAACAUUAUUAACAUGCAAAGGCCACUGUAUUUCUUAUUUCCAUUCUUUACCUGACUGCUUUUGAAUAAAUUAUUUAUUUUAUGUAAUAUUUAAAGGAAAACAAAGGCAAAAAACAUCAAAUGGACAUUUUUUAUCAUUUAUGCUCCUCUUUAA